Molecule: messenger RNA, 1768 nt
Organism: Trematomus bernacchii (emerald rockcod)
Lineage: Eukaryota; Metazoa; Chordata; Actinopteri; Perciformes; Nototheniidae
Gene: cunh5orf22
Product: chromosome unknown C5orf22 homolog
Exons: 10
Coding region: 201-1535 (444 amino acids)
Source: RefSeq, a predicted model, not a curated record
UCCGGUGGUUCACUCAUGCGAGCAGCCAGUUUAAAAGGCUCGUGGAUGACUGUAUUAACAGCACGAGUGAAUGCUUCUGCUGUUUCUGUCUGAAGGAACGUGCUCAGACUGUGCGCGUCGGAGGGUGUGUGAGAACGUGCGGUCAGUGAGCUAACGGCUCGUGAAGGGAUAGUGUACCGUUAUCUGACGGAGCGGAGAAGAUGAGCCGAUUCCCGCUGAAGAGGCUCUACACGGAACUGCCGGUGUGGGUGGUGGAGGACCACCACGAUGUGGUGCGUCAUAUUUAUCGUGCCAUUGCAUCGAGACACCUCCCCCUGCAGAACAUAAAGAUGGUUCAUCUAGACUCCCACCCUGAUCUGCUCAUCCCCGUCAACAUGUCAGCUGACACCGUCUUUGACAAGGAGAAACUCUUCAGUGAGUUGAGUAUAGAGAACUGGAUCAUGCCCAUGGUGUAUGCGGGCCAUGUGUCCUGUGUGGCCUGGCUGCAUCCAUACUGGGCCCAGCAGAUCACAGAGGGGGAGCACAGGAUGGCUGUGGGAAGAGACUCGUCCACCACCACCAUCAGGGUGACCAGCACAGACGACUACUUCCUCAGUGACGGUCUGUAUGUUUCUGAGAAGCAGCUGGAGAACCCCAAAGCUCUGAGGCUGAACGUGGUCAAAGUCAAUCCUGUUAAACAGAGCCAAAGCUCACUGACGGAAGUGCAGAGUGCAGAGGACAUAGACAGAGGUUGUGCUAAGAGAGGACGAACAGAAUGCAGCGCUGGGGGGUCCAGCUGCUCGGAGCCCCCCCUCACAUGUACUGACCCGCUGCGACCUGCAGAGGGCAGCAGCAGGUCGAGCUCCAAUGAAGAUGAUGAGGAAGGAUCCACCAGUUAUGUUGUGAAGAUAAUAUCUUCAUUUCUAAGUGAGACAGAGCCGUAUAUCCUGGACAUUGAUUUGGAUUUCUUCUCAUGUAAGAAUCCCUUCAAGGAGUUAUACACAGAGGAAGAGUACACCAUCCUGAAGGAGCUCUACAGCUUCAAAGGACCGCGCCCCCAUGCUGCUGAGGAGGAGCUGGAUGAGUGUGUGGAUCAGCGUGUCCGUCAGCUGGAGGACCUGGAGGCUGCGUUCGCUGACCUGCUGGAGGAUGAUGGGGCGGACACAGUGACACGCUGGGCCAGGAACCCCGGCAUGGCUUCAUUAACCCGACUGGUUUCCAGUUUAAAGUCCAGAAACCCGUGCCCUGACUAUGAAAUGGUCCAUCAGGCUGGGUUGACCUGUGACUCGGGGGAGCUGCCGCACCACAUCAGCUCCGACGAGGAAAUCGACAGACUCAUCUCCGCCGUGCAGCUGUUUCUCAAGGCUCUGCCCAAACCCACACUGGUCACCAUGUCCAGGUCCAGUCUGGAUGAAUACUGCCCCGUAGAGCAGGUGGACUCGGUGCAGAGCAGAGUACUGGCUGUACUGGAGAACCUGUACGGACCACUGGACUUACACAGAGACUAUGAGAACAGCAGCACAGAGACUCAGGACUGCCAACCACAGGCCUCCUAACACACACACUCACACACACAAACCAGCCUACUGAGACACACACACACACACACACACACACACACACACACACACACUCACACACAAAAACACACACAAACGUUACUUUUGGAUUUAAUGGAUGUACAGUUUGUAAUAGACAAGCACUUGAAAAAAUGACAUGUCAGAUACGGUUGUAAUGAACUUGAAGUAAAUUCAUAUUUUAUGUCCAAAAGCUGGUACAUGUUCUGAGA